Alnus glutinosa is the source of this 1236-nucleotide messenger RNA. RefSeq lists its product as uncharacterized. NCBI's taxonomy places the organism in Eukaryota, Viridiplantae, Streptophyta, Magnoliopsida, Fagales, Betulaceae. The record is from RefSeq and is a predicted model, not a curated record. The coding region runs from base 238 to 1032 and encodes 264 amino acids. The transcript is spliced from 3 exons.
GCCAUCAAAGCUGAAAGCUGGAGAUUUCUAGUCGGUUAUAUCUUAACUUGAUCGAAGAUGCUAAUCUCUUCGCUAUUAUUAACCCCAACACCCGUUAAAAAAAAAAAAGAAGAGAAAAACCAACUGUAGGAGAUUUUCUAUGUUGCUAUUUAUUGCAAACCGGCCUCUGAACCCAGCUUUCAGAUUCUCAAUCUCAUAUUUUUUCUAUCCGUCUCGUCUUCCUCUGUCCUCCGUACAAUGGGGUCUGGGAAUUCGAAGCUCAACCCAGAAGGAGAGGCUGUUCCUGCUAAACUCCGUCCCCUUGUACGCCGUUGGUUUGACGAGAUAAGAAGACGGAGAAGUUCGAACCUGUCCAAGAAAGAACUGCUCAUUAAUGAAGGCGUCGAAGAGUAUGGAAGUUCCCAGCCUCUAUCUGUACAUGAAAAAGAGAGAAAGAGCAUCACCUCUUCAUCGGACGACAGUGUAGCAUGUUCUUCAAAGGUAGAGGACGAGAAGUCGAAUGCGGCACCUGUGCCUGCAGAAUCUGACAAAACACGUAAAGAGCCUAAGGAGCAUAAGGAUGAGGAGAAAUGUGAAAAACAGGAUGAGAAAGAUGGUACACGUAGAGAAGAAGAGAAAGAGGUCAGGGUGGUUGAGAAGGCCUUGGUUGUAGAGGAAGUGUUUGUGCUCGCGGAAGAAACAAUGGAGGAGGAGGAGGAGGAGGAGGAAGGGGAUGAGGAUGAAAGGGUUACAUUCGGAUCGCCAAGUUUCAGGGUAUAUUGCAUCCCAUCAACAGAAAAUAACAAGGAAGAGAGCAAGGAAGAAAGCACGCACAGAAAUUCAGCCAGUGGCCGAGAAAGCGUUGAGAGCAAUUCUGACGAGGGCCAGGAGAAGAACACAAAGAAGAAAGGAAACAGAGGAAGAAGGUUGAAGAGAGCCAUCAAGAGCGGACCAGUUGCUGUGAAGAAUUUGUUGAACGUGACAUCAUGUUACCACCCAGGUUGCUCUGGCAAUGACAGAGCGCGCCUUCUUGCUGAAAAAGCAGAAGGUUGAUCAUAUCCCAAGCAAGGAAGAAUGAAGAUAGCUUUUCCAAUUUCUUUGUGCUUACUUUUUAGCAUCAAGGGCUUUGUGGUCUUCAACUCUCAUUAAUUCACUUGUUUACAGACGAUAGAGAUACUUUGAAAUCAAAGAUUGUGUCACUGUAUAGGAUGAAACCUGAUUAUAUUUCUUCUCCACGUAUUUACUGUGCUUCAUUAA